CGUCCCUUAAACCCACCUUCAUCUCUGCUUUCCUCUGCUCCGACCACCCCGCACUUCCAUUUUCCCACCGCCCUCGCCGACAGGAAACACAGAUGGAUCCCAUCGCCGCCCCCAACUCCGGCGGCGACCGCGACGCCUCCACCCCGACCAGCACCACCGUGACCCUCCCGCCGCUCACCCUGCGCGACGUGCCCCGGCUCACGUCCGCCGCGGCCGCCACCGCCACGAUCCCCAACCCCAUCUCCAGCCAACCCUACUUCAACCCGCCCCCCACCUUCUACAUCUCCGCGGGGGACGUCUCCCUCCGCCACGCCUUCUUCGACCUCGCCACCGGCCACCCCAACCCGCUCGUCGCCUACCGCCGCGCCGGCCCGCGCGGGAGCCUCGCCGUCGACCCGGCCCGCGCCCGCGCCGCGCUCGUCACCUGCGGAGGCCUCUGCCCGGGCCUCAACACCGUGCUGCGCGAGCUCGUCGUAGGCCUCCACCAGCUCUACGGCGUCCGCCACGUCUUCGGCGUCGCCGCGGGCUACCGCGGCUUCUACGGCGCCGACGACGACCACGUGCUGCUCGACCCGGCCGCCGUCGACGGCUGGCACAAGAAGGGCGGAACCGCGCUAAAGACGACCCGAGGGGGCUUCGAUCUCAACAAGAUCGUCGACGGCAUGGUCGCGCGAGGGUAUACUCAGGUCUAUGCGAUUGGCGGGGAUGGCACCAUGAGAGGAGCUGUGGCGAUCUUCGAGGAGAUCAAACGGCGUGGUUUGAGCAUAUCCAUUACAGGGAUCCCGAAAACUGUGGACAACGACAUCGGCAUCAUAGAUAGGUCCUUUGGAUUUCAAACUGCAGUAGAGAUUGCCCAGCAGGCGAUCGACGCAGCACAUGUGGAGGCUGUGAGUGCGGUGAAUGGCAUCGGCCUUGUCAAACUUAUGGGCAGGAGCACAGGCCACAUUGCUCUCCAUGCCACCCUGAGCAGCCGAGACGUUGACUGCUGUUUGAUUCCUGAGAUUGAUUUCCAUGUUGAAGGGAAGGGAGGCCUGUUUGAGUUUCUGUAUGAAAGGAUAAAGGAGAAGGGACAUGCUGUCAUCGUGGUCGCUGAAGGUUCUGGUCAGGAAUUGAUUCCCCGGACUGAUGAGCAGAAGCGGGAGCAGGAUGAGUCUGGCAACAUGUUGUUCCUUGAUGUUGGCCCCUGGCUGAAAUCUGAGCUUGGUAGAUGGUGGAAAAGAGAACACCCUGGUGAGUUGUUCACUGUGAAGUAUAUUGAUCCUACCUACAUGAUUCGUGCAGUCCCAGCAAAUGCUACUGAUAAUCUGUAUUGUACCCUGUUGGCGCAUUCCGCGAUCCACGGGAUCAUGGCUGGGUUCACUGGCUUCGUACCUGGCCCGAUAAAUGGGAAUUACAGCUACAUACCUUUGGAGGAUAUCGCUGUGGCCAAGAACCCAGUCGAUGUGAAUGAUCACAAAUGGGCAUGGGUUAGAUCAGUCACAGAUCAACCAGAUUUCCUGAAGCCCUAAGACAUGAAGUUAUGUGGUGUCAUGAAGUACCCUCUCUGGACACUGUCAAAAUAAUUUUGAUUUGAUCUAGCAGUAGUUGUUUGUCUCGUGAUUUCGGUUCUUCAAUAAGAUAAGAGAGAGCUUGUUCUCUGGUUUAUCAGGCUGUGGGUGUAUGUCUUCGGAAGUACUACUUGUAACUCUAUUGUAAGUACG
Lolium rigidum is the source of this 1700-nucleotide messenger RNA. Its product is annotated as ATP-dependent 6-phosphofructokinase 2-like. Lineage: Eukaryota; Viridiplantae; Streptophyta; Magnoliopsida; Poales; Poaceae. The transcript has 2 exons. Gene Ontology annotation, molecular function: 6-phosphofructokinase activity; ATP binding. Gene Ontology annotation, biological process: glycolytic process; fructose 6-phosphate metabolic process. Bases 93 to 1508 code for a protein of 471 amino acids. Gene Ontology annotation, cellular component: cytoplasm. The record is from RefSeq and is a predicted model, not a curated record.